GAUGUUCUUGCUAGCAUAUUCUUCGCAGUGUAGUUGUUGUUUAUUUUUAGCGAUGUGCUUCCAAUUGUAUGUUUGUUUGUUUUUUUUUUACUGUGCAAUGAUAUAUUAGAAUUGUUGUAAAUCAAAGGCCUUAAUCUUAUAUUAGGCACCAGAAAUAGUUAUAUCUAAAAUAAAUGUGGCUAGAACUUAAAAUAAACAAAUUAUGUCCCAGCAAGUUCGUUCAAAACAAUCAACGUGAAAGCACUGAUAAUGUUUUCUUUUCGUCAUAUAACGAUUAAUCGAUAAUCGUAUGUUACAUAUCUAAGUGACAGUUAACCGCGCUAAAUUUUGAUAUGUUCUCAUGAAUUUUAACUUCCCGUGGACUUUUGUUGUAAUAUAAAUUGUCAUAAUUUAAUUGUUUUUUCUUUUGUAUAAAAGUGAAUAUUAAUUUACCAAAAGUUGGAAAAUGUUUGCGAAAACUGUUUUGUGGUUGCAUUCGUGGAGCUAGUGAUAGUUAUUCGCUCCAAAUUAUAAGGCUUCUGUGUGUUUAGUUUCCUGUGUUAUUUUAACUUCCCGUGUUAUUUUAAAAAUAAAUUUUUAAAAAAUUAGUGCCUAUUUUGAUAUAGAAAGUGAAUAAGUUUAGAAAAUAUGUUAGAAAUGUGUUAAGUGACCGUAUUGUUGAAAAUGCUGAUGUGUGUUAAAAACCGUAGUGUUGUGAAUUAAGCUUAACGGAUUGCAUAGAAAGCCGUUGUAACUGAUUAUUGGAAUAUGAAGGAAAAUCAUACGAAUAGAUGACAUUGGAAGGAAACUACGAAACCCAACAUAGUCCAGACAAUUACAACGACAAAUUGUAGAAAAAAUAAGCAAAAACGAAAAAUCGUGGCUUUCUCACAUACACACACCCACGCAACAAACACACAACAGCUUAAUUACGGAAAUUGUUUUAAUAAAAAAAACAAACAAACAAAGAAUCAUAAAAAAGUGAAAACUAUUCCUGAGUCAUACGUUUUAUUGACUAACAUCAAUCGCAUGGCUAGUGCGGACGAGAUUGUGUGUAAUGGGCACGUAAUAACGUUGCCCACGCUCGAGGUAGUCAAAGCAGUUCCCAUCAUGGCGGCUGGCACAAACAUCGAUUGGUUGCUCCAUCUCUACUACGCGCGGCGUGAUUUUAUACGCUGUCGCCUAAUAAUCGAACGCGAGCUGCACAGGAGCCUCAAUCCGGAAUACAUGCAUUUUGUGAAGGGCUUAAUUGACCGUGAAGAGGGUAACAACAUCGAAGCAUUGCGAAAUUUACAAAAGGCGCUCGACUUAAAUUCCAAGAAUAUUGAGACCUACAAGGAGAUCGGCAAAACACUCUUCAUUAUGGGUCGUUUCAAUCAGGCGUUGGAUAUUUUUCGCGAAGCUGAAGAGCUCGCCCCACGUCAGGACCAUGAAAUUUGUCAUUUCAUCGGUGAAUUGUUGCAUCGCUCAGCGGCGGCUGCCAAUCAAUUGGCAAUAGCACGUCAGGAGGAGGCCGAGGCGAAAAUGUACUUUGAAAAGGCCGUGCAGGCCGGCAAAAAGCUGGAGAGUUUCCAACGGCUCGCCGAAAUACUGCGCAAAGAAAAGGACUAUGCCAGGGCCAUUGAGGUGCUCGAGAACUGUUUGCUCUUAUCACCCGAAAAUAUUGAAGUGCUCACCGAGAUCGGUGUGCUUUAUUUGAAAACCAACGACAGCCAAAAAGCUUUCGCUCGCCUAUCUGAAGUUAUCGCUUUGGACAGGAAGUGUCCGAAAGGAUUGUUGGCUUAUGGCGCCAUUUUGCAGUCUCGAAACGAUGUCGACGGCGCCUUGGAAAAAUAUCAAGAAAUCGCUUUGACAGAACCGGACAUACCAGAAUUGUGGAAUAACAUUGGAUUGUGUUUUUUCAAAAUGAAGAAACAAAAAGUGAUUGCGGCGAUUUCUUCACUGCGCAAGUCCAUCUGGCUUUCACCGCUUAAUUACAAUGCUCUUUAUAAUUUGAGUUUAGUUUACAUAACUGCACAACAAUACGCGAGUGCCUUUCACACACUCGCCGCGGCCAUCAACUUGCGCAAGGACAGCGCUGAAUGCUACAUGCUACUCGGAAUCUGUUUACGUAAGUUGGAGGAUACCGAGAAUGCGUUCAAGGCAUUUCAGCGGUCGAGUGAAAUACAACAACAACAACCAGCGGAUGCCGGACGUAAUCCACUUGUGCAUUUGAACUUUGCGCUCUUUUGUUACGAGACCGGACGCGUUGCGCUUGCCACGGAACAAUUUACACGCUUCGUUAGCUCCUCGCAGGAUCUCCUCCUACCGACCGAAUAUAAAUUCCAAGCGACCAAACUGAAAUCGCUUCUGAAAAUUCCAACAAGUAACAUUUUGACAUCAACACCAACGGGAGCUGCGAGUGAUGCCAUUGAUGCAACCGACGGCCAACAUAUUGACACCGGCAACAACAGCAGCGGUGGCGACGGUAUGAGCAACAAUAGCACAGAUGACAUCUAUGGAAUUUAUGGUGUGAAACGUCAAGCAGCCGGCAAUAAGCAGGAAUUGCGCAACACCAAGGCCAGAGCACUGGCAACUGCUGCUCACGCGGCUGCGCUCACUACGUCAUCCGCAGAAAUGCCACUUGAGGUGAACGCUGUGGUCAAUGCCUGACACGAGCAUGAGUGACGCGUUGGCCGCAGCGAACAUUUACCACAACAAUCCCCAAACAAAGUAUAUCCUAGCACUAGUAACCUCAUUCGUAAC
Bactrocera tryoni is the source of this 2724-nucleotide messenger RNA. It is a transcript of the gene BBS4, whose product is annotated as Bardet-Biedl syndrome 4 protein homolog. Gene Ontology annotation, biological process: protein localization to cilium; cilium assembly. NCBI's taxonomy places the organism in Eukaryota, Metazoa, Arthropoda, Insecta, Diptera, Tephritidae. The transcript has 11 exons. Gene Ontology annotation, molecular function: protein binding. The record is from RefSeq and is a predicted model, not a curated record. Gene Ontology annotation, cellular component: ciliary basal body. The coding region runs from base 1009 to 2631 and encodes 540 amino acids.